Molecule: messenger RNA, 2529 nt
Organism: Procambarus clarkii (red swamp crayfish)
Lineage: Eukaryota; Metazoa; Arthropoda; Malacostraca; Decapoda; Cambaridae
Gene: dib
Product: Cytochrome P450 302a1, mitochondrial
Molecular function (GO): oxidoreductase activity, acting on paired donors, with incorporation or reduction of molecular oxygen; iron ion binding; heme binding
Source: RefSeq, a predicted model, not a curated record
UCUCUCAGUGGUAGACGUCCCGUCUGACUGGUCACUGUGAACCUCUUACAAGACAAACCUAACUCUCCAUAUAUCAGUGCCUAGCCUUGCUAAAGACUCGUCAAUACAAUUGUUCGUAUAAUGAUACUAUAGACAAUUAUUCCUUGUAAAUGUUGAUACCAACACUGAACAAAAGUUUCAGUCAAGAUGCAACUCACAAUGGUGACUUCUGGCGGUAGAGGGUUGAGAGGUUGUGUGGCGGGGUGUUCAAGAUUGGGAACACCCAGACGGUGCUACAGGGUGGGGAGUGCGGCCUCCUGCACCCUGCCAGGCUCGCAGCAGGCGGGGGCGAGGGAAGGCGGGUCUCCCCCUCGCCACCAAGAUGUGCGGCCCUUUGAGGACAUUCCCGGACCCGUCUCCCUGCCAGUGGUGGGGACUUUAUACCACUAUUUGCCAUUUGUCGGUCAGUAUUCCUUCAAGCGCCUGCACCACACUGGCCUUCGGAAGCUGCAGCAAUUCGGGCCCCUGGUGCGGGAGCGACUGGUGGCCGGUGUGACCCUCCUCCUGCUCUUUGACCCGCGAGACAUCGAAGUCAUGUACGCCACCGAGGGCCGCUACCCCAUGAGACGGUCGCACCUCGCACUGGAGAAGUACCGGCUCGACCGUCCACACAUGUACAAUACUGGGGGAUUGUUGCCCACGAAUGGUGAGAAGUGGUGGUUGAUCCGGCGUCGGGCCCAGGUGGUGUUGAGCCGCGUGCAGAGUGUGGCUCGCCGCCUGCCUCAGGUCAACACGGUGUCGUGUGACUUUGUGGAUCUUCUUGAUAAUAUUCGCUGCCCCAAAACUGGCCAUAUAUCGAAUUUUCUGGAGGUUGAGCGUCGACUCUUUCUUGAAUUGACCAUGGUGGCUGCUCUUGAUGUACGCCUGGGAGCUAUCAACAGGUCAUCCUUACACAGCAUCAAUCAGGAAGCCAAGGAUCUGAUGCACGCAGCCCACAUCUCCAAUUCCAGCAUCAUCGGCACUGACAAUGGUCUCCAGCUGUGGCGGUACUUCAACACACCACUCUAUAGACAACUGGUUCAGGGACAGGAUACCAUAUACAGAAUUGCAAUAAAAUAUAUUGAAGCUAAGGAAAAGGAACUGAAGGGGCAUCCAGCCAAGAGUGAGAAGACCAGCAGUAAGGAGGCCCAGGAGCCCCUCUCUGUGCUUGAAUAUUUUCUCUUGGAAAGUGGUCUGGAUAAAAAGGACAUUGUAGGCAUCAUCUGUGAUACCUUACUGGCUGGGAUCGAUACAGCUGCUUUCACUCUAUCGUAUGUGUUGCACAACCUGGCCACAAACCCGGACAAACAGGAGCUGCUGGCAACUGAGGCUAGGACACUGCUUGCUGGGUCUGGUGGUGAGGUUACAGUACGAGUGCUGGCAGAAGCACGGUACCUGAAGGCUGUUUUGAAGGAAACUUAUAGGCUUCGGCCGGUGUCCAUUGGUGUGGGACGGAUAACCCAAGAUGAUGUUAUCAUUAGAGGAUACAGAAUUCCAAAAAAUACAGUGAUUGUGACACAAAACCAAGUUUCUUGUCGGCUACCAGAGUAUUUUCCUGAACCAGACAAAUUUCUGCCUGAACGCUGGUUGGAAAAAGAAAAUGUAAAUCCCUUCCUUGUGCUACCUUUUGGUCAUGGUCCACGAGCAUGUAUUGGUAGAAGAAUGGCAGAGCAGAAUCUCUAUACAGUAGUCUUACAGUUGAUGGCGCAGUAUAAGAUUGGAUGGAUGGGAGGAGAACUAGACUGCUACUCCAAUCUUAUAAAUGAGCCGGACUCUCCACUUGAUUUUACAUUUAUAUCCCGGACCUAAGCUCCUGAUGUCAACGCCAUUUCUGUAAUGUUCCUUCAUGACAGCCAACUCCCAAGUUUAAGUUGGUUUGUCAUACAGUACAGCAUGUAUGUUACACGUGGAUUUCUUUUGCUCAAGGUAAACACCACAGCCACUCCUCUUGUUCCUUGCAGAUACCUUGUGUAUCUGAUACCUGGGUCUGGCAUUUUAUAUUUUAAUGUUUAUCCUUUUCUUUUAAACUGUAAACUUGAAUCUUAUGAAGGGUUAGUUACCUUUUUUUCUUAUUUUUAAGAAUAGAUCAGUGCAAAAGUAACAAGUUACUUAUUUCAAUAUACAGUAUAUAAAUGAUUAGUAUAAAGGAAAUAAAAACUAUUAAUAUUUCAUGUUUUAAGCUUCAUAUCAGUUCAGCUAUAUAAUACAUAUCAGUUCACUUGAGGCCCAUGUGCACUAAAUACACAUACUUUUAACCUACUUUGUACAUAAUAAAAUGUGGAAGACAACCAUCUCGGUACAAAAUAUACAGUAUACACAUUUCCGAUUUUAUACAAGCACACUUAAGAAUUAAAAGGUUCCUAUAUGCCUGGUGUUCUAAAUAUACAAAUUAUUGGAUAAUCAUUAAAACCAAUGUGGAGUGGUUAGGUAAUAUAAAUACAACAAAUGUAAAAGGUUUGUGUUCAUCACAAGAACAUUUUCAGUGUCCUUACAAUAAAUAGUACUGCACUU